UUCUGCAGGAGAGUGAAGAUUAAAUCCCCAAGCUGUGAAUGUAUCUGAGAUUUGGCGUUGAUGUCUGCAGCCUGAGCCUCUGGAAGGAGACUGUAGACCUGCCUCUUCCUCCCAGAAUGAUCUCAUUGGCUUCUUGGCAGCUGCUGCUUCUCCUCUGUGUCACCACCUAUGGGGAGCCGCUGGCAAAAGUGGCACCUUUGGUGAAGCCUGGACCCACAGGCCAGCAGUCCGGACCCCAGGAACUCGUUAAUGCCUGGGAAAAGGAAUCGCGGUAUGCAGAGAGCAAGCCUGGGUCUGCAGGGCUGCGUGCUCGUAGGUCGUCGCCAUGCCCGCCCGUCGAGGGCCCCGCUGGGCGCCAGCGGCCCCUGUGUGCCUCCCGCAGUCGCCUGAUCCCUGCGCCCCGCGGAGCGGUGCUGGUGCAGCGGGAGAAGGACCUGUCGACCUACAACUGGAACUCCUUCGGCCUGCGCUAUGGCAGGAGACAGGCAGCGCGGGCAGCACGGGGUUGAGUGCUAGGCUGCCGGUGGAUUGUAGAGGCCCAGGCGGGGAGCUUCUAGACUUGUGCAAUAAAAGCAAUGCUGUCGUC
This is a messenger RNA of Mus caroli (Ryukyu mouse), 586 nucleotides long. It is a transcript of the gene Kiss1, whose product is annotated as KiSS-1 metastasis suppressor. Lineage: Eukaryota; Metazoa; Chordata; Mammalia; Rodentia; Muridae. The record is from RefSeq and is a predicted model, not a curated record. Gene Ontology annotation, molecular function: kisspeptin receptor binding. Gene Ontology annotation, biological process: positive regulation of cytosolic calcium ion concentration; G protein-coupled receptor signaling pathway.